Messenger RNA from Dermatophagoides farinae (American house dust mite), 1466 nucleotides. RefSeq lists its product as uncharacterized. Gene Ontology annotation, biological process: regulation of gene expression. The record is from RefSeq and is a predicted model, not a curated record. Gene Ontology annotation, cellular component: nucleus. Lineage: Eukaryota; Metazoa; Arthropoda; Arachnida; Sarcoptiformes; Pyroglyphidae.
UAAUUGUAUGAGCAGAACAAGCACAACACGAUUUCUAUAUAUCAUCACACACAAGUCUAAAUCAUCAAAUUCUUCAAAUUUGCAUUGAGAAUUGAACACAAUGAAUUCGUCCACACAACCAUCAAUAUGUAUAACAUCAUCAAACAAUCAGAAUUUGGCUGAUUAUUUAGUUGAAAUUCCAUAUAAUGAAUUUCAACAAUUACAACAACAAUCAAUGAUAAGUGGACAUAAUGUUGAUCAUUUGAAUUAUUCAAUUCAACAACAACCAUUGCAGAUGAAUUCAAAUUCGAAUUAUAUAAUCUAUCCAAAUACGUCGCCUAUAAUGAUGACAACAAUAGCAACAACAACCAAUGGAUUGAAUAAUUUAUCGAUUCCAGGAUCUGUACAACAACAACAACAACAACAACGAACAUGUUCUGCCAUGACAAAAGUAAAUAUGAAUCACAUGAAUAUGAAUAAAAAUCCAAAUUUUCAAUUUCAAAGACAGCAGCAACAACAAUAUCAUCAUCAUCAUUCUAUUUAUCCAUCAAAUUAUUCAUCAACGACAAUGAUCCAUCCAAAUAACACCAUGAACAUAAAUGAAUCAAAUUAUGAACAAAAUGAUGAAUUUGAAAUACGAAAAACAUGUUCAUUACAGCUAAAAGAAUUACUUAAAUCAACAUUGGAAAAAAUGCAUUCAACCAAUAGUCAGAAUUGUCAAUUAUUUUUAUCGAAAAUUGAUUCACUUGAAAAACGUUUAAUGAAUCGUUUGCAAACUAUUGAAACAAAAUUGGCAAAUUGUUCCCGACUUUUUGAUUCAUUAAACGAAGAUUUUAUGGAACAUCAACAAAUAUCAACGACUACGACAACAUUUCCAUUAAAAACAAUAACCAAAAAAUGGCAUGAUAAAUACACAAUUAUUCCUGAUGAGAUUCAGGAUAAUGAUGAUGAUGAUGAUCUAACAGAAUCAAAUUCAAAUCAAAGAAAAGUCAAUUUUAAAUUUCCUUGUCCAAAAUGUUUAUUUGGAUUUGAUGAAAAACAUCUACUGGAUCGCCAUAUACGGACACAUGUUCCAGGACGUGACCAUGUUUGUGAACAUUGUGGUAAUCUAUUUUCCAGUAAAUAUAAACUUAAUUGCCAUAAAGUUAGACAUACAAAUGAUUCUAGAUUCAAAAUUAAAUGUCCACAAUGUGAUUAUUCCAGUGUAGAUAAACAAACAUUGAAACGUCAUAUUCUUAUACAUAGUGAUGAAAAAAAUUUUCAUUGUAAUCAUUGUGAACGACGUUUUCGUACAAACGAAGCUCUUAAAGAUCAUCAAAUAAUUCAUUUGGAUCAAUCACCAUUUCGUUGUCAACAUUGUACCAGUAGAUUUCGUCGUAGUGAUUAUCUUAAAAUGCAUAUUCUAAAGGUUCAUUCAUCAAAAGAAAAGUCACAAUAAUUUUAAUGUAUCAUAAUAUAUAUAUUUUUCAAUGUCUUAAUAAAAUCAG